AUGCUACCUAGUUGCGGACCUGGGGACUGGGCGGGGUGGACUGCCGUCAGAAGCGUAAUACUGAAGAGGGCAGACAAGUCCGUGGGCAGCGAUGUCGUUGGAUCUGCCGAUACACGACUACAAACACGUUCUGCCAUUUCUCCGCAUCGUCGUCGUCGUCACCUAUGUAGCCGGUUCAGCCACAACCAAUUCGCUUGGGGUUGCAUCACAUCCCCAGUCUACCUCGGCGGCCUGAGUAAGAGUGUCCCCAGCACCUCCUCAGCGGGACCCCGCGUCGCCGAUCGUGCCCUCCGUUUGCCCGCUACUAUUAUUGGUACUUAUCAGGAUGGGAAGAAAUUUGCCAUUUCACCGCAGGCCUUGGCGGGGACCAGAUCGAGGCUCCGUCAAGGUACAAAACCAGGCCAGUACAAGUCUCCGUUUCCUCUGGCGAGGGAACAAACAGCUCAGCGAGUCGUGCAUCGCCAGCACUUGGCAGACAACAGAGAAGCCGACUUCUCAGAAGCCAUCAUCUUGUCAAGUGUCAACCGCCGACUGAGACAGUGGCGCAUGCUGAUCCCGGAUUUCACGGCACGGCAACCAAGGCAGGGGUUCCGCCGUCCGACAGCACCCGUAAUACUCGGAGCAUCUAUACUGUGA
Messenger RNA from Cordyceps militaris CM01, 636 nucleotides. RefSeq lists its product as uncharacterized. NCBI's taxonomy places the organism in Eukaryota, Fungi, Ascomycota, Sordariomycetes, Hypocreales, Cordycipitaceae. Bases 1 to 636 code for a protein of 211 amino acids. The transcript has 4 exons. The record is from RefSeq and is a predicted model, not a curated record.